AUGGGAAUUCUUGAUCUUGAAGAACAACUUGCAUUUUAUCGCAAAUAUCAUUAUAAUUCAACAAAUGUUGCCAUACAUAUAAUUUUUGUUCCUACAAUUCUCUUUUCUUCACUUGCAAUUCUUUCAGCUUUCCCACUUUGGCCUACACUUUCUUCAAUUUCUGCUUCUUAUUUAAAUAUUGGUCUUUUAACUGCUUUAUCUUAUGGUCUUUUUUAUCUUUUACUCGAUUUAACUUUUGGUCUUCCUACUCUUUUUAUAUUAUUGGCUAUAACUAGAGCUCAAGCUUCUUUAAUUUGGUUGGAAGAAUUACCCUUUUAUGUACCUGGAUUCUUGUUACCAAAUCUUUUAAUUGAUUCUCCAAUUAAAAUAAGUAUUAUCUUAUUUGUGGUAGGUUGGAUCGUCCAAUUUAUUGGCCAUGGAGUUUAUGAAAAAAGAGCACCUGCUUUACUAGAUAAUCUAGUCCAAGCUCUAGUGUUGGCUCCAUUUUUCGUGCUUUUCGAAAUCGCUUACCUUUUGGGAUUCCGUACACAAGUUAUUGAACGGGUAGACGAAAAAAUUCUUCCUGAAAUUAAAGCCUUUCAUAAAAUCAAGUAA
This is a messenger RNA of Magnusiomyces paraingens, 594 nucleotides long. RefSeq lists its product as uncharacterized. Bases 1 to 594 code for a protein of 197 amino acids. Gene Ontology annotation, biological process: sphingoid catabolic process. The transcript is spliced from 2 exons. Gene Ontology annotation, cellular component: endoplasmic reticulum. The record is from RefSeq and is a predicted model, not a curated record. Lineage: Eukaryota; Fungi; Ascomycota; Dipodascomycetes; Dipodascales; Dipodascaceae.